Messenger RNA from Pteronotus mesoamericanus, 4262 nucleotides. It is a transcript of the gene SLC2A10, whose product is annotated as solute carrier family 2 member 10. Gene Ontology annotation, molecular function: D-glucose transmembrane transporter activity; symporter activity. Gene Ontology annotation, biological process: D-glucose transmembrane transport; circulatory system development. Gene Ontology annotation, cellular component: membrane. NCBI's taxonomy places the organism in Eukaryota, Metazoa, Chordata, Mammalia, Chiroptera, Mormoopidae. The transcript is spliced from 5 exons. The coding region runs from base 90 to 1715 and encodes 541 amino acids. The record is from RefSeq and is a predicted model, not a curated record.
GUUUGUGGGCGGCCACGGUGGGGAUUGCGGCCCGGGGAUGCGCUCCUGGCCCCUCAGCGCCCGCAGCACGCCCGGGUGUCCCGCUCGCCAUGGGCCACCCACCACCCCUCCUGCCCCUGUGUGCUUCUGUGUCUUUGCUCGGUGGCUUGACCUUUGGUUAUGAACUGGCAGUCAUAUCGGGAGCGCUGCUGCCACUGCAACUUGACUUUGGGCUAAGCUGCUUAGAGCAGGAGUUCCUGGUGGGCAGCCUGCUCCUGGGGGCUCUCCUCGCCUCCCUGGUGGGGGGCUUCCUCAUCGAUCGCUAUGGCAGGAAACAUGCCAUCCUCGGGAGCAACCUGGUGCUGUUGGCAGGCAGCCUGAGCCUGGGCCUGGCUGGCUCCCUGGCCUGGCUGGUCCUGGGCCGCUCAGCAGCUGGCUUUGCCAUCUCCCUCUCCUCCAUGGCCUGCUGUAUCUAUGUGUCGGAGCUGGUGGGGCCACGGCAGCGGGGACUGCUGGUGUCCCUCUACGAGGCCGGCAUUACUGUAGGCAUCCUGCUCUCCUACGCACUCAACUAUGCGCUGGCCAGCGUCCCCCAGGGAUGGAGGCACAUGUUCGGCUGGGCAGCUGCACCUGCUUUCCUGCAGUCCCUCAGCCUCCUCAUUCUCCCUGCUGGUACUGAUGAGGCUGUAGUGCACAGGGACCUCAUCCCCCUCCAGGGAGGUGAGGCCACCAGGCUCGGCCUGGGCAGGCCAAGAUACUCCUUUCUGGACCUCUUCAGGGAACGGGAUAACAUGCGCGGCCGGACCACCGUGGGGCUGGGGCUGGUGCUUUUCCAGCAGCUAACAGGUCAGCCCAAUGUGCUGUGCUAUGCCUCCACCGUCUUUCACUCGGUCGGCUUCCGUGGCGGAUCCUCCGCUGUGCUGGCCUCAGUGGGGCUUGGCGCUGUAAAGGUGGCAGCCACCCUGACUGCCAUGGGGCUAGUGGACCGAGUGGGCCGCAGGGCCCUGUUACUAACUGGCUGUGCUCUUAUGGCCCUGUCGGUCAGUGGCAUAGGCCUCGUCAGCUUUGCCGUGCCCAUGGACUCAGGCCCAAGUUGCCUGGCCGUGCCCAAUGCCACCAGGCUAUCAAACGUCCCUGGAGACUCUGACCUGCCCAUGGGCUUGUCUUCACAUCCACUGCCAAUAGCCAGCAAGAACCGAGAGGAGCCAGUCUCCUCAAUCUCUGAGAAAACCAGGCGUCACCCCAGAGCUGGGGACCCCACAAGCCCUCCCGGGCCAGCCCUAAGCGCCGCCUCCCAGGCCCCGCCUUCUGCUGCCCCAGAGCGUGCCCUGCUGCACUGGAUCGCGCUGGUCUGCAUGAUGGUCUUCGUAAGCGCCUUCUCCUUUGGAUUUGGACCAGUGACCUGGCUUGUCCUCAGCGAGAUCUACCCCGCGGAGAUCCGAGGAAGGGCCUUCGCCUUCUGCAACAGCUUCAACUGGGCCGCCAACCUCUUCAUCAGCCUCUCCUUCCUCGACCUCAUCGGCGCCAUCGGCUUGUCCUGGACCUUCCUGCUGUACGGGCUGACUGCUGUCCUCGGCCUGGGCUUCAUCUACUUAUUUGUCCCUGAAACAAAAGGCCAGUCGUUGGCAGAGAUAGACCAGCAAUUCCAGAGGAGAGGGUUUGCCCCGAGCUUUGGCCACAGGCAGAGCACGUCUGGUGUCCAGUACAGCCGCAUCAAGGUCUCUGCGGCCUCCUGAGGAGUCCUUCUGCUUGGAAAAUGCUGGAACCAUGGUUUUGGCCAACAGUCUCCAGUUUCCUGCUUGCCUGGGCCCCGGAGCACAAGUUCUCGGGGUCCUUUGAGACUGAGCCCUGCUCCAGAGGGGGCCUUUUGUAUUAGGGUAAAACGGGCGGAAGUCUGAGAACCCAGACAUCUUCAUGUUCAGUCUCAGGCUCUGAGGGUUUCUGAGGAGCUGCCUUCUUACCUCAGUUUCCCCAUUAACUCUGCACAUCUCUGCAGUGCUUAUAAUGAGAACAUCUUACGGAGCUUCCAUUGUUCCCUGGGCAUUCUCAAAGAAUCUCUGGGGUACCAGUCCUGGCAGGAAGUCUCUCCUGGUAUCAUCCCUAAAUCCAGCUGAGGAUACCGUAUUCUCUGCUCUCUUUUUUCAUCUGGCUGAGACUUUUCAGCAAGGCAUAAGCCUGUUUAUUUGGCUCUGAGAUGUCAGUUUUGUUCACCCCUCUAAUUCUCUUAGCCAGAAUACUUACCAUUCACCAGCAACCCAGACUGGUUGACAGGAGGCUUGCGUUCUAGUCCUGAUUUUGCUGGUGUCAUUGCUCUAUGACUAUGGGCCUCAGUUUCCCCCAUAUGUACAGUAGGGCACCUGGGCCAGGUAGUUCCUCAGAUCUCUUCUGACACCAGUGAGUUGGAAUUCUAAAUGCUGGUAAUACAACAAAAACUCAACAUGGGACUUGCUCUCAAGUUGCUCAUCAUCUCUCUGGGGGACAUAAGUUAUUAGCAGAAAGGUCAAUAGAAGUCCAGAAUCAUAUGCACUAAAAUCUAAGAGCAUGGAAUGAGCUGCCGGAGCCGAUACCAGGAUGGCGCUGAUUGCCUUUUUGUGCAGCAAGGAGGUGGCUUUGGAGGCCGACAAACCUGGUUGUCAGUGUUGCCUGUGCCUCUUGGCAGCUAUUGACUUGGGCAAGUAGCAACUCUCUCAGGCUCCAGUGUCCAUGUCUUCAGUGUGGGGGUGAUUAUGCCCCCAGGGUGUAUUUAACCCUGUCUCCCUUUAGGAAGGUUUUCAACUGGUCCCAUUCAGCUAGCCAGGGAGUUCGGGAGAGGCAUCCAUUCACCUCAGUACCUAGGCCCCCACCUUUGGGACAUUGUAGAGGGUUGUCCCCCAACAGGUGAGUCAGAUAGAGAUUGAACAGGUAGCUCAGGCCAGAAGUCACUAGAGGGGACUGGCAAGGAGUUCCUGGAUGCUGAGAAUAAAGAGCUAGAAUAGGUCAGGGUGCUGACGUUGGACGAAGCUUUGUCGCCAUGCCCGCCCACCUGGGUGCUGAUGCAGCCCCCACAGGACACUGGUCCCAUGAUCUAUCUCCUCUCCUUUCUAGAUACAGAUGCUCCUUGACUUAUAACAUGGCUGCAUCCCAAUAAACCCAUCGUAAAGUCAAAAAUGCAUUUAAUAACAACUCACCUACUAAACAUCAUAGCUUAGAGUAGCCUAUCUUAAACAUGCUCAGAACAAUUACAUUAAUUAGCCUCCCACUGGGCACAGUCGUCUAACAAAAUGCAUACACUGUGGAGUAUCAGUUGUUUACCCUCACGGUGAGGUGGCCGACCGGGAGCUGAGGCUCCCUGCCACUGUCCUGUAGCACGAGAGGGCAGCAUACUGCGUAUCUCUAGCCCAGGAAAAGGUCAGAACUCAGAGUCCAAGUGCAUAUUGCUUUCACACCAUCAUAAAGUCAGAAAGUCGUAAGUUGAACCAUUUUAAGCCGGGGUGUCUGUACUUCCCUUAGAGCCAGCUGUGUGCCGGAGCCAGCUCGUACUGGCUUGUGGGAGCUGAUUGUUAAAUUUGCAGGAUCUCUGCAAGCUGGUGGUUAAACACAGCCAUUACAAGAAAUUAAAUUACUUAAACUUUAAAUAAAUUGUAUUAAAAAACAAAGGAAAUACUAAAAACUCAUCACUUCUUUUUAUUUUACCACAUUUUACUAUUAUCUGUGCUCUUGAGGUCAUUUAUAUCUGCUGUAUUUUAUGAGAGACAUAGAGGAGAGAUUGAGCAUUUUUUCCUGAUCCCGUCUUUGAUGACGUCAUGUUGGUCACUUGAAACUGGCUCUGAGGAAUGUAUUUGUACCACAGAGAUUGGGGAACAUUACAAACCAGGGCUUGUUUUAUUGUUUUGUUGAUUUUACAGUCUUAAGAAUGUGAUGGCUGAAAUGUUAAUAGUGCAAAAUAAACUCAAAAGUAUGCCUGUUGAGUCCAAAACCAGUACAUUGGGAGUGUCACAAAAAAUCGAGGAAAUAUUGUUCCAGGAUGUGAGCUGUUAUCCAAUGCAGCAAGCACAUUGCUCAUGUCAUUGAUGAAGGAGUUCCGACAUGCAUCUUCAUUGUUAUACUUUUGUCUGACAAAUUAACAUGAACAGAAAUUUCAACCAGGGUCCAUGUCGGAACCAGUGAGCAACUUCUUGCUGAGUGGUCUUGUUAUCAGGCAACUAUUCAGUCUAAUUUUGUCCACUCAUGGAUUAAUGGCAGUAAUAGUUGUUUGUGCAUACAAUAGUUUGGCAAAAAAUAAUAAACAUUCUGUGAGAAUUAAU